Rotaria sp. Silwood1 is the source of this 639-nucleotide messenger RNA. Lineage: Eukaryota; Metazoa; Rotifera; Eurotatoria; Philodinida; Philodinidae. The record is from the annotation of a GenBank genome assembly.
AUGCGGCAAGUCUGGUUAUGUCAUCAAGGUACAUUAAUUUACGUUGGUCAAGAUGAAAAUAAGCAAUGUUUGUGUCCACCAAAUUAUUAUGGCAAUCGUUGUCAAUAUCAAAAUCAGCGUGUUAGUCUUACUCUUCGUCUACAGAAUGAAAAUUUAGGAAAAUUUAAUGUCAUUGGUGUUAUUGUUGGUUUGGUUGAUAAUACUGGUCUUAUCCAUUCACAUGAGCAAUUCACUUAUAUUCCUGGUCGUGAUUGCAAUACUAAAUUUGAUAUUUAUCUACUCUAUCGGAAUCGACCAAAAGAUAUGACAAAGAACUACACAAUUCAUAUUGAAGCUUAUGAUAAAAUCAAUCUUCGUUUUCUUACAACUUGGAAAUUGCCAGUAAAAUUUAAUUUUAUGCCUGUAAAUCGUGAGAGUGCUCUACUGGUAAUUCCAUCGUUACAUAAAUGUCAUACAUUAUGUAACUCUAAGUAUCUUAAACAACAGAAUGGUAGUCAUACGAAAUUCUGUCAGUGUCAAUCGAAUCACUCUAGAAUGAUCUCUAAUAGUCAAGAUCAAUGUGACUGUUCACCAGAUUCUAUUUGCGUUGGUAUUGUUAAUAAGAGAUCGAUUUGUCUUUGUCCUUUAACCAAAAUAUGA